Molecule: messenger RNA, 1746 nt
Organism: Fimicolochytrium jonesii
Lineage: Eukaryota; Fungi; Chytridiomycota; Chytridiomycetes; Spizellomycetales; Powellomycetaceae
Exons: 1
Coding region: 212-1732 (506 amino acids)
Biological process (GO): tRNA methylation; rRNA base methylation
Molecular function (GO): RNA methyltransferase activity; iron-sulfur cluster binding
Source: RefSeq, a predicted model, not a curated record
CUGGAAUCUGCAUUUUGCCAACUGAGCGAAAAAGGAACCCUCCACACAACAAAACUCGCCUCAACCAACACCUUGCCACAGCGACAGCGACACAGGCCAACGCAGUCCACACUGGCGUAAAGCUCAUAUCGCGGGCCGUACCCUUUGUCUAGGACGGGGUCCCUGUAUUCUCACUCGACUUGGCUUCCACGCUGAUCGCCUGUCCCCAAAUAUGGUCAAACAACGCACCCUCAGCCCCAAGUCCCUAUUCGACGAAGACUCCGUCCUUGAAGCCUUCGCCGCCCACAACAUAAAGCCCCUAGCGGCCAAGAAGCUAUGGCGGUACCUCAUCCAACAACCCGACAGAAUUGGCUCCUACCACGACAUCCCCGAGUUCCCCAAAGCCGCCGCCAAACUCCUCGACGAAGAAUUCGUGCUAACUACUAGCAAAGUGGUUUCCCGCACCGAUGCAAAGGACGGGAGCACCACAAAGCUGCUGAUCGAACUACAGGAUGGACAAAGGAUCGAGAGCGUCAUCAUGCGGUACGGCGAGGUGGAGCUCGACUCCUUCCCCGCCGAGGAGGCUAAGCGCAAACGGCUUAAAACAAAAGACGGGGGGAGCGCAAUAUCGGGGGAGGGAGACGUAAUCGAAUCCCUCGAAUUUAGCUCCAACAAACGCGCAACCCUCUGCGUCUCUUCUCAAGUCGGCUGCGCGAUGGGCUGCACAUUCUGCGCAACCGGCACAAUGGGCCUGCUCUCCAACCUCACGGCCGGCGAGAUCGUCGAACAGCUCUACCACGCCAACAAAGUCGAAAAGAUCCGCAAUAUCGUCUUUAUGGGAAUGGGCGAGCCGCUUGAUAACUACAACGCCGUCCUCAGCUCCAUCAAAGCCAUGGUAGACACCGCCCGCUUCGGUCUCUCGCCGUCACGGAUAUCAGUCUCAACCGUUGGCGUCGUCCCCCGCAUUCGCUCACUAAUGACAGACGCACCCAACGUCGGCCUCGCACUCUCCCUCCACGCCCCGACCCAACACCUCCGCCAACAAAUCGUCCCGACCUCCAAGGCAUGGCACGUCGACCGCAUCCUCGCCGCCUGCGACGCCUUCAUAGCAAACCAAAACAAAUCCGCAAAAUCAUCUAACCGCCGCCGCCAUAUCCUCGUCGAAUACGUGCUGAUCGCUGACGUGAACGAUUCACAAUCCACCGCCCAUGAACUCGGUCAACUACUGAAAGACCGCGAAGUGUUGUUGAAUAUCAUCCCGUAUAACGUCACUUCCGUACCCCACGACUACAAGACACCCGAUAGGGAGACGUCGAGGAGGUUUGCGGAGACGGUGAGGGGGUACGGCGUGCACACGCUGUUGAGGCAGACGAUGGGCGCGGAUUCGGCGAGCGCGUGUGGGCAGCUGGUUAUCGAUAAUGGCGGGCAGAAGGGGGCGAAGAAGGGGGCGGAGGCGGAUGCUGCUUCCGUGUUGGAUCUGGAAGAUCUGAUGUCGAAUAAUGGGUCCACGUGUGCGAGCGGGAAGGCGACACCACCGCCAAGGACGCGCGCUGGGAGGAGUACGAAUAGACGGGACGCGGCGAGAUCUACGUUAGUAGAGAACAGCUCAGAUCCGACAGAUGUGGAGCCAUCACAAGCAUGGAGUGGGAUACGGCGGAAUAUGCAUGUAGAUAGGUUGGUGCCUAUCGUAGCUGCGGGGUUGGUGGCGGUUGUGGUGGGGAGGAUAGCGGUUAAGGCGUUUAGGGGUACAUAGUCAUUUUUUUGUUU